Molecule: messenger RNA, 1442 nt
Organism: Xenopus laevis (African clawed frog)
Lineage: Eukaryota; Metazoa; Chordata; Amphibia; Anura; Pipidae
Product: DC-STAMP domain-containing protein 2-like
Exons: 10
Coding region: 1-1317 (438 amino acids)
Source: RefSeq, a predicted model, not a curated record
AUGGCGUUUUUUGAGCAGAUUCAUGUAAUUGUAUUCCUAACACUACUACAGAUAUUUGCAGCUAAAGGCAAGAACCUGAUUAUUGCACUGGCCUUUUCACUGACCAUCCAAGGACCCGCCGGAAAUAUCCUGGAGAAUUACAAGCGGGUGUUGGAAGCAACCUCGUGUGGGUUGCAGUUGGCUGUGAAUCAGACCUUAGAAGUUGUUCAGGAGAUGAAAGCGCCUGUGAUGAGGGCUUUGGACAAGAUCAGGUCCAUUGCUGGUAACUUUAAAAAUGUCUCCAACUGGUCACAAGGCUUCCUUACUGCCCUACAGGAGGGCAUGAGACUUAGGGAACCCGAGCAAGAAUUGUUCGAUACGGCCAAGCAGACUUGUACCGAUAAUGCCGGGUUGUUUGGCUUCGUCUGCGGCAUUAUAGACACAUUUCGGCCCCUGUGUGCACUGGCUGGAGUUCCGUGCAUGGGCCCCGACUUUGUUCAGACUCACGUCAGUCGACUGAAGGACAAAGAAAAUUCCCAUCUCUGCACUUUCCUUACAGCUGCCGAUUCCAUCCUUAACAAGUUCAAGGAUCACUUUCUGUUUAAUAUCACUGUCAUCCACGACUUUGAUAUCAAUGCCAGCGCCACCGACGUGAUCAACGUGGCAGAGAAGAUUAUGGACGAGGUGAACGCCAGUAUAGACCCUUACCUGGAGAUUUUUGGACUGGCCCAGUAUUUUGUGCUCUUCUUCUGCCUUUACUCCUUCAUUCGGGCGGCGCUAUAUCGCAGGAAUUACCUGCUCAAUGACAAGCACGACAAUUUCUACAUCACUAAGAACUUUAUGAAGCUGAAUGAGCUGAGAGUGAAGACUGGUGCUCCCUCUCUGUUACCCCUGAACAUGAAGGAGCAAUCUCUCUACGUCUCACCUGUUUCCCUGAAGAUGACGUCAAUUGAGAAGAAGAUGUUGAAAGGUUUCUUGGCGAUUGUGCCGUACAUGAUAGGCUCUAUCUUCAUCAUUGUGACAGAUUUCAGAGCCUACUUUUUGCUAGGGAAGGCACAUGAACAGCAAUAUAACGGUGACAGAGACUCCAGUGAUGAGGAGCAGGUCGAGCUGUGGCUGGAGGAAAGAGGCAGGAGUAAGAGGUUCAGGAAAGUGCAAAACACUGAGGAAGAUGAGGACUCGGACUCCUCCAUGGAAUUAAGUGAUGCCGACUAUGAGUACCAGGAGCAAUCCCCAUCAAGUGACAGCUCAGACGAGGAGACUCUAGAUGAAGCAUUUUCCAAGUUGACGAAGAUGAAGAAAAAAGGCAUCCCAAGGAAAUUGUAUCAGAGGCGCUGAGCUAUAGCAAGACUAGGGGACAAUAAAGGAAGGGACUGAUCCCAAUGGGCAGAACUCAUUCUCCUUGGAUUUAGAAAAAUGCCCAACUGCAGAGAAGAAACGCAAUGUUUUGUACAGAAACGAGU